Molecule: messenger RNA, 1276 nt
Organism: Oryzias melastigma (Indian medaka)
Lineage: Eukaryota; Metazoa; Chordata; Actinopteri; Beloniformes; Adrianichthyidae
Product: leucine-rich repeat-containing protein 19
Exons: 2
Coding region: 641-1180 (179 amino acids)
Source: RefSeq, a predicted model, not a curated record
UAUUUACUAAAAUUAAACUAUGAAUCUGCUUUAUAAACAGCACUGCAGGAAUGCUACAUUUAUUUUCCAUAAGAUUCACCAGUUUGAUUUUUUUAGACGAUAUGUCUCAAACAUAACACAUUUUCACUGUUCUAUUGAUAGUUUUUUCAAUAAAAAAUGUAAAGACAGUUGUCAAACUUUCUGUUAUUCUAUGUCCGUAAAGUGUUACCCAUGUUGUAUUUCAAGGAGUUAUAAAAUUAUUUUAUUUUGUCUUAAUUGUUUCAGUUGAAUGUGUUUGCAAUGUGGAGAGAAGCAUAAAAGCAAAAGCUAAUUUAGAAGUGGAGCACAUUUAUAAAGAUUUCUACGUAAAAGUUAGGAUUUUUUUCAGGACAGUUGAUUUUGAUCAUAGAGAAAUGCUGAAAGUGUUUUUUUUUUCUUUUUUUGAUGAUUUAUUUAAGGAUUAAAUAAUCUAAAAAGAAAAAAAAAACCUAAUCUGAAGAAAAAUAUACUUGCUCCAAAACUUUUGACAGUCCAAUUUCAUUUUCUAAACCUUCAUCCAAAAAAAGGAAAAAACAAACAAAACAGAAAAAAAUCAGCCAUUGGGUUUGUUAUGUUGUCAAAUUUCGUUUUAUUUCCUCAGGUUUGACCUCAGGACAGACAGAUGGAGCGAUUCAGCAGCAGCGUCUUUGCUGCGGUCUUUUCCUCUGCAGUCAUCUUCAGAUGUGUUCAUUCUGCUGCUGUUUUUGCUGCUGGUGACCUCAAAGGCCCUCAGAGACAUCUUUUGGUGGAGGAUGACUUCCACUUGAACAGCACUCAACAUGCCAAUGACGUUCCAAAAUCUCUGCAGUGGACUUAUUUAGCAGCAGGUCUGGGUACGGUCCUUUCCAUCUCGCUCCUCAUUGUGAUGGGUGUUAAGUUCCGGGUUUUCCAUCGCUUCCUGGCCAGCUACAGACACUCCCUGCUCCAGGAGACAGACGGGGCCAGCCAGUACGGUCAGGACGAGAUGUCUUUCCCCAACGUGUCUGGCCAAAUGAGCGCAGCUCGACGGACUCAGACUGGGCUGGAGGACGAUGACGACGGCUUCAUUGAAGACAAUUACAUCCAGGCCAGUGAGAAAGAGAAGGCUGAUAGAGAAAGUCAGGGAAGAUUCAGAGACGAGGAUGAUGACAGUGAUGAAGAUCUGCAUUUCUCAAUAGGAUAAACAAUUAAAAAAGAUGUUGCUUUAAUUAAAAGAAAUGUCUUAUGCAAUUUAUUUUUUACUUUUUUUUAGACUUUUUCAAGUUUAGUGGAAAGUCAU